Messenger RNA from Anolis carolinensis (green anole), 707 nucleotides. It is a transcript of the gene psmg3, whose product is annotated as proteasome assembly chaperone 3. The transcript has 3 exons. Gene Ontology annotation, biological process: proteasome assembly. Lineage: Eukaryota; Metazoa; Chordata; Lepidosauria; Squamata; Anolidae. The record is from RefSeq and is a predicted model, not a curated record. Bases 106 to 474 code for a protein of 122 amino acids.
UGCUCAGAGGCCACCAAACUGGAGCUCCGCCUCCAUAAAAGAAACGUCACCAAAAAGGGUCAAAGGCGGUGCAGAAAGCACAGUGGAGACAGCUUGGAAGGGACCAUGGCGUCCGACUCCAUCCUGGCGUCGAAGCAGGCAGAGGAGGUGGUCCAAGGCGUCCCGACGCAGGUGGUCUGCACGGCUUUUGGGAACAUGAUCCUGGUGGUGGUGACCCAAUACGGGAAGAUGGGGACCCUCAUCUCAGUGGAGCCCAGCGUAGUGGCAGACAACCUCAGCCGGCCCCUGCUCACCACCAAAGUCCUGCUCGGCAAAGAUGAGCCUCUGGUCCACAUUUGUGCCAAACAUCUUGUGUCCUCGGUGUCUCAAGAGGCCGGGAAUAAGCCUGUUCUGCUAGCCAUGGCCUUGAAGGAUAAAAGCAUCGAAGGGGUCCGAAUGCUCCAAGAGGUGAUCAGUCGAUGCCGAGUGUGGUGAGACCCUAACCUCCACCCUGGAAGACUUCCACCCUUUUCAACCAACCUCUGCUCUUGGACUUAUCUUUGCCCUGUAGGCACAUUUUUAUUUUUAUUGUAUUCAUAUUAUUUUAGACCUUUUUUAAAAAAAAAUGAGAUCCUGGGACACAAAAACAUCUGGGCAAAAUUGUGACCGUGCAAGUUUUGACGCCACAAUUCGCCUGUAAUGCAAUAAAGGGCUUUGCAAAAUCUCCA